UCUGGAAAGAAUCUUAUAGAUUACUAAUUACGGAUAAAAAUGUUCUGUUAACGUUUUCAUUCCAUAGCAUUCCAUUUUUCGGAAUUAUUAAAUUAUUUAAAAAUUGAAAAAAGAAAUAAACGGCAGCCAUAAUUUCAACUUGGUAAAAUAAAAACAAAGCAGACGACUGCGGAUAUUGAUAUGUCUUUCCAAGUUUCCAGCAUGCUUUACAGAAAUUGCAGCUCAAGUUCAGGAAAUCCAGUCAAGGAGCAAGAAAUCUACGGUGAAGUUCAAAGUCGAUUUGAUGGAUAUGUAACUUCAAUUGCCACAACUGAUGAAGUUGAAGGAGAAGAUUAUGAUGGAGCAGUUGCCAUUGGAGGCAGGCAAACUUUCACAGCACCAGCUGCGAUUCUCAAUAAUGUGGCAGGAGAAGACUUUGACCCAUUUGCUGAACAUCGGAGAUCAACUAUUGCUGAUAGAGAAGAUGAAUACAGAGCAAUGCGUUGGAAGUUGAUUAUUUCCCCAGAACGUGUUGAUUCAUUUGCUGAAGGUGGAUUAUUCACUUGUGGGCCAGGAGCUGAUCUGCUCAAAUUCCCCUCCCGCGAAGAAACCGUUGAAGAGUUGUUUCUACUUUCCGUCGCUCACAGGGAGUUUUGGACGUUGGAUCUCUCACUUACGCUCACAUUAUUCGUGAAAAACAGUUGCGCGCCGAAGAGCAAGAGGUCCGCCGUAAGCUUACCGACAAAGGAUGGUACAUUAAAAGCUGUAUCAGUACCAUCAAACGGUGAAUCCAGAAGACCCCCAAUAUUUCGACAAGCUAUUGAUUGAUGUUGAUAAAGAUUCAUUGAGCCCAGAAGAGUUAAAGGAACGAAAAAUCAUGACUCUUUUACUUAAAAUCAAGAACGGUACCCCACCUAUGCGUAAAUCUGCAUUGAGACAAAUCACGGAUAAGGCUAGAGAAUUCGGAGCCAUUACUAGACAAAUCUACUCCGUUUGAAGGUUAUCUGCCGAUAGCAAAAGUAGAGAUGAUUCACGGCACGGAAUCAUGUUGGCCAGUGUUAAACUAUUGACAAGGAUUGCUACAAGAUCGCAAAGCGGGACAAUUUGUUUACAUGUUUUGCUUGUGAACUGGAGAGUAUUCCCUCAGCCGCCGUUGAAGCUAAUUCUAUUCCGCUCCAGCAAUCACGACCUAAACGGAACAGAAAACCGAACCCUCGUUACGACCAAAGUUCUCCGAAAAGGCGAAAUGCAGCAGUUAUUCCUUUCUCGGAUUCAGUUACCGCUUCAACUUCUUCAACUACAAACAUAAUUGUCAAUGAAACAUUUACUAUUCAUAGCUCCUCUAACCACUCAGUCGUCCUUGAAGAAGUUGUCCCUCCAAUGCCGUCAAUAAAUAUGGACUUUUCAGAUAUUCCACAGGAAUUACUUGACAUGGCAGUUGCCAAUAUGUCUCUGAAUGACUCUGCAAUUAAUCCUUUUGAUUUUUCUUUUUCUAGAUUAGACACUUCACUUCACCCACCAAGCCCAGUUAGACCAGAAGAUAAUUCCACAGCUAGCAGAUCAUCCUUUGAAUCAGAGAAUGGAGAUACUGUUCAUUCGCCUCGUCACGUUACUCCGGUCCCCAUCAGAGAGAAAAGCCUGAUUUACGAGGAGCCAAUCACACCAGCAAUCCGGGUGAAACACUUUUAUAUUGAAUUUGGGGCUUCGAUAAGGGGAAAGGAUCAGUUGUUGGAUGGAAUAGGUAAUCGAUAUGGGAGAAAAAGGCGAGAAACCCACUAAAA
Daphnia magna is the source of this 1760-nucleotide messenger RNA. RefSeq names its product splicing factor 3B subunit 1-like. Bases 181 to 807 code for a protein of 208 amino acids. The record is from RefSeq and is a predicted model, not a curated record. The transcript is spliced from 10 exons. Lineage: Eukaryota; Metazoa; Arthropoda; Branchiopoda; Diplostraca; Daphniidae.